This is a messenger RNA of Zootermopsis nevadensis, 6097 nucleotides long. Lineage: Eukaryota; Metazoa; Arthropoda; Insecta; Blattodea; Termopsidae. The record is from RefSeq and is a predicted model, not a curated record.
GUAGUGUAAGGUUGGCAGAGGAACACGUGUUUAGAUUAGCGAUAAGUUCAUCAAGAAGUCCGUAUUAUAAAUCAUUAAGUUCCUACUUCUGCGGUCAGUUAAAAGGUUUGCCUCAGAAGUUCUUGGCCGAAACACAUUCUUCAUUUUUUUACAAUUACGUACUUCGAAUUCUGUGUGAAAAGAAGUGGAUUUAAAAUGGCAAGUGUUCUGGAAGUUCUGUUUGCACAGCAAGUUUUGCUACUAACAACUGAAAGCUGACGUGAUCUUUGGAUAGCCAGUAUGUGGAGCCUAUUCACUGGGUAGUGAACCCAUGCGAGUGGAAACUCUCAUCUUUAAACCUGAUUUUAUCUUACAAGUGCCUGGAGAUUCAAACUAAUUUGCUGUGUGUGCUAGGCGAUUAACCGCAAGGAUCAAUCACACAAUAUCCGUCAUAGUCUGCAAAUAAUACCGAAAUCCGCAUAAUCUUUUAGCAUCGGAUAGUGUACCAACUAAUAACAGCUGAGUAACGAACUGGCAGGAGUAAAUUCAAGAUAACUUGAUAGUUCUGUAUUGUAAAAGUUCUUUUGACACUUUUAACUACUUUUUACAAGUCAGAGUUGUAAUAUCAGCUAGUGGCUGGUGUAAACAGAAAAUAAACCGUAAUAUUAAUUAUAUUCAAAAUCGGAUUAUCACAUAACAGAAGUUAUACUGACACUAAAAGAGAAUUUCAAUUGCUGUGAAAAAACACGAAAAAACGGUGAUGUUCAUUAUCGCUACUUCUUGAAGUUUUAACAAGCACUGACAGUGGUCAACGAACUUGGUUCCGGGAAGAAGGAAAAAUACGUUCAAAAGUUUCUCUUGCACGCAAAAGCAAUAUGAAGAAAUUUCAAGUGUCUUCAGCCGAUUACGAACGUUAGUCAAGGAUGAUAAGUUAUUAAUACGCCUUCAAUUACUGGCAUGGAAAAUUAGCUCAUAAAAUCUCAUUAUCACUUCGCCGUUGGAUAAAAGUUUGCAUAUGUAAUUGGAUAUUGUGUAAACAUUGUCCAUUAAGUUUCUCUUACCACAAGACAACACGGGAGUCAACUUUCCAUCAAAUAAUAAUAGCCUCCACUUAACAAAAUUUCUUCUUCGUCUUGUGAUAUUGGGCUUCGUAAAUUACAACGUGUUUGUGUCUUUCUAAAGAGGGGAGGGGCGUAGGAGGAAUAAGAAACCUGUGAAUUACAUAAAGGUCAGUGUUUCACUCCCACCUCUGAGGACUAUCGUUGUCAUCAGCAAUUUGCUGUACGGUUUUCCCUUUCGCCUAGACCACUUUGUCAUCUGGCAUUCGGUACAUCUUCAACACUAACCUACUUUGUCCAGCGCGGAAGGAAAUACGAGGCAUGGUGUCAACGCACAGAUUCAAGCAGUUUAUCGCGGUUUGGACAUCUUGGGACGUGUCGUGAAGUUUUUCAAGUAGCAAGCAAGAUUUAUGGAAGUGAAAUAUUAGAAUUCGCGUGAAAUUUCUAACAAUGCAAACGUAAAGUUUCGUAAGCGUGUCUAGUUGCGUGGCAUUUAUGGCUUUCAAUAAAUACGUUUGAAAUGUUUGUUUAAAACAUUAGAAUUACGAUCAUAAAAAGCAGGUGUGGACAGAUGUGUUAAUUGUUGAAACUGCUUUCAACAGUUCAUUAACACAAGUUGCCGGAUGAGGGGAACAGAACUUUCUUCUUGUACUAAAAAUAACAAGUCUUCCUGUAAUUAAGUAAAACUGAAAUCCUUACGUUAUGAAAAGUGACGCUUUGUGUGGUUUAUCAAGUGGAGUUUCCUGGACGGGACCUCAACUCAGUCCUGCCUGAUACAUUCAUGUUGUCCAAGAAUCAUCAGAAGGCGAGAGAAACAGAAGAUGACGGCAGAGAUUCCGGUGUGGGUGAACAGCCGGUUACGGUGGGUGACCGGGAUCGGACGCAAAACAACUUGUGACGACGUGAUCACCAUUCUCCUCCGUUGUGAGGAGGAUGGGAGGACGCGGUCUGAAGGAACGACGACGACUCUGCUUCAGGAAGGACACGGAUUCGCUAUCAUGGAGCGAUGGCGACGAAUGGAACGUCCUUUGGACGGCCGAUCGCGCAUACUGCGGGUGUGGAACGCUUGGGGUGACGCUCAGAAUGAAGUGCGGUUUACGCUGAAGCGAGUAUCAGACUGGGAGGCGGACAGCGGAAGAGGGAGCCCGAGCAGGGACUCCUGUAGUGCCACACUGGCCAGGAGACGAAAACAUCACCACCGUGGCAGCAAACUACCCUGGCCGCCGCAUCAUCAGACCAUCCACCCCCGUCGGCUAGCCCUGCUGCAACACCAUCAUCACAACCAGAAGGAUCUCAGCAACAAGUUACCCGAAACGAUCGAGAGGCUAAUGAAACUUAUACUGGCUCAAGGAGAGACGAUCCAGAAUCAGCUGAGAAGAUUACACGACAGGGACCACCAGAUCGAGCACCUGGAGGGUGAGACACACCGUGCACGCGUGGAGACACUUGGCUCAAACUACUUGUUGGAGACGUACCUGAAGCUGGAUCCUGAUAAUGCUGAUGAGGACGAUGAGGAAGAGAAGGGGGAUGACAGUGGUGUCGUAACUGAAGGCGGUAGUGACCAGACCCCACCCCCACCCCCGGAGGCUCCAUCGAGAGGACACAAAUGUAUGAGUAGUGUAGAACAGUCAGGUGACGGGUCUGAGCCCGCAACCGAUAAAGACGAAGCGACGCUUCUAAACUUGAAGACUCGGAUUGAACUGUGGGAGAAGCUAGUGAAAGUGAACAAGAGGCUAGAGAGAGAAGAAGAGUGUUUAGUGCGUCUCCAUAUCAAAUUCAGGCGCUACAAGAACAGUCGAGUUGAAGGGUUGAGGCUGCUUCCUGACCAGGAUACUGACGAGGAAAGUCUCCGGAUCAGGGACGCACUUCUCAGAGACCUGGAAAAGGUCCGACUAGAGCUGGAGCAAGGUACGAGGGAACUCGAACACAAUGCUGUGACCCUGGCAGAGACAGAAGCUCUUCUGGACGCCCGACGACAUUACCUGAAGCGACUUCAGGCAGAAUUUGAAGCGUCAGACGAGAUGAUGACGACACAACAGCCAGAAGCGGGCAAUGCCACUGCGACUUGCAGUUCUGCAAACGAUACGGACUCAAAUUCUGACACAGGUCUGAGCUCCUUGCACAGUAGCAGCGAGGAGGGAGUCUAUGUCCUUGAUACUCUCGUAUGAUAACGACACGAUCAUAGAGUUCAGCAAGAUGGUACAAGUUAGGUGUCAGAUAAUGUAGAAAGUACUCAAGAUCUACUUUAUUCACGAGCGCACAGCAGUCUCUGUACGAGUAUUUCAGAUGCCGCUGAGUACUUUAGUAAACAGUUGGUUUGAUCAGAAUAAAAGUGGUGAUACCAUAGAAUAGUUAACGUCUUCUACGCUCGUAGCCCGUUCUAACACAGGAAUAUGGACAUGGGAUGACGUUUCUUUUUUGUAUAAUGUUGUCGUGUGUAUUUACAGACAUUGCGACGGACUGGAUCCCCAUCAAAUGAGCGUUACUAAAGUCAUAAAUACACGUCGUUUCAUAAUUUUAAAUUGUAAAAGCUGAAGAGAAAGAAACGUUAAAAAUAUUAUAAUAAGUAUUAACAGAAAGAUGGAUCUGAAAUUGCUGUAUUGUUCGUCGUUAAAAUGUGUGGGGUCACUUAGUUACAAUAGAGAAAACUUCAGUUUUUAUUUCUUGCCAAAGUGGAAGUUAUCACAAUUAGAAAAAAGUUUAGGACUUUCUGGACUCAAGAUUUCUUUAUGUAUUACCGAGUUCCUGGAAUUUAUCCAUCGUCUGGUAUUCUCAAAACACAGGUUUCAAGGACCGGAUCUGUCUUUCUCCUCGGGUGUAAGGAAGAAAGGCGCCUAUUCUGUUGGGUCCGUUACAAGUAACUAACCUCAAUCACUGGUCGAAACAAUCGGUAAUCGAGAUUAUAAUACAGCGUCAUCAGAACCUCUUAGAACCAACAUUUCUUUAUUCAUGAGAAUGGAAUUAUUGAUAUCUCCAAAUACUGUACCAUAGCCUUCAGACAUUUUUAAUUAUACAAAAAGGACACAAGAUUCAUAAAGCUACCUAUAAGAUUUGAAAAAUUAAGAGAAUCUUCUCUGUGCCUGAGUCCAAAUUUAUGCAGCAUUAACUGAAUAAUCUGCGUAGCAUUUAAAAAUUAUUGGUGUAAAAGAUUAAUGUCCUGGCAUAAACAGUUAUGUAUAUCCGUGUAAUAUUACGCCAAAUCAAUAUUUACUCAUAUAUAAGUUUAAAUAAGUAAGAAACUAAGGUCUCCAUUAAAUUGACUUUGUAUUAAUUUGAAAAAUGGUAAUUACGUUAAUACGAUCUCCUUAUGAAGUGUUCAUUACAUGUAGACUACCUAGCUCGAGGAACUCAAAACAUCACAUAAAACUCGCAUAUCAUGCAAAUAAAAACAAAAUGUAUGUUCGAAACACCAUUCUGUUAGCAAAACAUCGAGUCUUUUCCAAAGACACAAAAUUAAAAUCCUAUAUUUCUCUUUUCGUAAUAAUUUUAAGAGACUCCCACACCCACUUACUAGCUACCUUACAACAGCCAAGCUGAGUUAUUCCAAAUUACUUUCAGUCGGUGAACUAAUGUAUGUAAUUUGCAGACCCACGGUCAUCAACUACUUCAGCCUACCUAUUUUACGUACUUUACACACGGCAAUCUGCCGUCUUAAAGCAAGAGCUCAGCAACACAUUGACGUUAGUGUUUUCUUAGUGUUUAUACAGUUGCAAAAUACAAUCCCAACAAAUAUCACAAGAUGUUUUACUGGCGUAAUACACGUUUAUAUUCCGAAGCAUAAUUCUUUAUUUUAUCACAUAUUUUCUCCGCGAUGGUCAAUAAAUUGGACUCCAUGAGUGCACGAAGAGUACACAAGCCUACUUGUGACAUCCUGUAAGAUUCCCAACCUUUGUCCUGUCUUUUAACUCUUUCCUUCUACGCAGCAAACAAGCCUCACGCGCAUUAUUAUUUAUGUACUAUAAGAAGUCAAUAAAACACUUGAUUCUACUUCACUAGAAUGUAAGAGGCGGUGAUGAAUUGCUAUGACGCUACCAUGACUAAUCUUGUCCAGAAUUCAUGAAGUUGAAAUGAGAGCUAAAAAAUGUAGUUGAUCGAUUUUUAUCAAGAUAAGACGACGUCUCUCACCAAAUUUAAAUAUGGGUAAGAAUGUACGUACUAUUUUUUCCCCCAAAGACCGAAAACACCUUUAAAUUAUAUUCCAUCGUAUUUCAAAAACGAAAACAUUCGCGUGCUCCUUUUACGCUAAAUAUUUUAUUUCUAAAAUGGGCUGCCAUAAUAUCAUAAACACGUUAUGACCUCACGCUGGGUCCCAGGCUCGUCUUUCUGCGAGGAUUUAACACGUCAACGAAUUAUUGGGCGGAUGUACAUGACCAGAAAUCUUAAAAAAAAAACCUUUGCCAUCGAUGUACUUGAAUGUUAAAACAUUUCGUUUUGUUGUUUAGCCUAACCCUUCUAUGCUAUUCCCAUAUGAACAUAUGUAAAGUAUCCCUAUUAUUACUUACAUUAACUUAUGUUUAAAUAUUCGAUGUCAUUACUUUACACAAGUCAGUUUAACAACGCACUUAAAACAUUGAUUUCACAACAGCUUAUAUCAGCCAGGUAUGAAUGCAACGGCCUUCUAAUAUUAUAGUUUUCUGGGUACAAAAUCUUUACGGGUGUUCGUACAUGGGGAAUAGGUUAGUCCCCCUGCGCCAUAGCAAUCCUCGUCACUGCUGAAAGCAGAAUUGAAACGAGGUCUAGAAUGUGAAAAAACAGAACCCAUCAACAAGGGAACCUUUACGAUGUUUCCAUUCACAUUAUUUACAUUUCUUCAAGUUACUGUAGCAUGUGACCACAAAUGGACUAACCCAAGUUAAUAAAGGAUUCUGAUAAAACCGUACCUUGGUUCAGUUCAUACUUUGGUAAUAUUGGGAGUGGAAGUAAUUUUACCAACAAGUUUCCAGUUCUGCAGUGGUACCAAAAAUAUUGUUCUACCUUAAUUUAUAAGAGCAAAUGUUGAUCUUUGCUGUAUGCUAGUCAUAUAUUCACAUCAUUAUUUAAUAUUAAAGAAUAUUCUCAAA